Messenger RNA from Drosophila sulfurigaster albostrigata, 2641 nucleotides. Its product is annotated as tetratricopeptide repeat protein 27. NCBI's taxonomy places the organism in Eukaryota, Metazoa, Arthropoda, Insecta, Diptera, Drosophilidae. Gene Ontology annotation, molecular function: protein binding. The record is from RefSeq and is a predicted model, not a curated record. The transcript has 4 exons. Bases 245 to 2641 code for a protein of 798 amino acids.
CACUUAUCAGUUAGUUGGUGGGACUUGAAGUCCAGUACCAAAAAUAUUUAAUUUAAACGAGCAAGUAUUUAAGUGUGUUGUGGCCAAAUAAAAAGAUUUUUCACCUAAAUUUUAAAUCUAGACAACGAAGCUAUAAGAGUGAUAAAAGUGUAGAGCUUAAGUCAGUUUUAGCGAGAAACAUAAAGUUGGUCAAGAAGGCACGUGGAGCACAUUUGUUUGUUAAACGUUUAACAACAACAAAAACAUGCUGGAGGAAAAACUAAGUGCAUAUUAUUUGUGCAACUUCAAUGAUGCAGUGCAGCUGGAGGAUUUGCCGGCUGACGAACGUCUUCGCCAGCUGUGGACAAAGGAGGAGCUGUGGACGGUGGAGGAGCUGGAAAGCAUUGUAAAGCGUUGGCAGCAGGGGGAGAAACAGGAAGAUCUCCGACAGCAACUCAAUGAUUUCCUACAGCUGACAUUUGCCUUUGUGCAGAACAAUUUCACGGGACCCUUCGAUAAACUCGCAUCCUGCACAGAAAUGCUGUCCAACUUAAAGUUGGAACAUUCUGCAGCGCUGGAGCAGCUCAAGGCGAGCGGCGAGGAGCCUAAUCCUAAUGUGAAAACAGCGCAAUUGCUGCUCAUAGCAAAAGAGUUGCUAGAUGCUUUGAUUGCCGCAAAUCCCACAGUCAAACUGCUCAGCUGGUGGCGUCUGCGCUUGAUCUGCCUACAUCAGCACAUCCUCGACGAUUUGGCGGAUUCGUUGUAUCAGCAGUUUAAAUUGGUUGCCACUGAUCUUCGCGAGAAUUUGGCGGCUUUUGGCUCAGUGGAGCUGCAGGGUUUGCUGCUGCUCGAACUGGCCAAUGGCUACUUGCAGUUUCAUCGCUCAGACUUGUCAAGUCAGACGCUCGAUGAAGUGUGUGCUCAACUGCAAGUGGAGUUGAAGGUGGAAGGUUUGCUGGGCUUACGGACGAAGCAUCAACAGAAGGCGUUGCCACAACUCUGCCUCAAAGUGACGCAGCAAGGUGGUGAAGAGCAGCGUUUGCCAGCCGCCAAGCUGAGCAAUGCGGAUACCAAGUUGCCACAACUGUUGUUGCUGGAGGAUGACACAAGGCGAGAGCGCAUACUCUUUGUAGAGCCGCAGGAUAACGAGGUGAUGACGUUGCCCAGUGUGCUGCAGGCGCUAGUGUUGGCCAAGGUUAAGCAACUGAAACGUUCGCAGCCCAAGGAUCGCCUUGCAGACGAGCAACUGGAGCCGUAUACACAAACCUUGCUGUAUCAGGAACAUGGUCCGUUGCAAGUGCGUCAAGCGGCGCUGCUCUUAAACUGCCACCAGGAAUCGGGACAGCGUCGCACAGUCGAGCGCAGCUGGAAGCAAUGCGAAGAGUGCGUCAAGCUGCUGGACAACACAACGCACUCGUUGCGAUCGCGGCUUUCAUUUGGCUUCGCUGCAAGUCUGCAGCCCAAAUGGCGGGUGCAGCUGCAGCUGGUGGAUCUGCUACGUUCGCUGGGCAUGACCAAGUCGGCGCUGGACAUUUGCCUGCAGAUACACGCCUGGCAGCAGGUCAUCGAGUGCUACACGAGUCUGGAGCUGCGUCACAAGGCUGCCGAGAUUAUACGCCAACAGCUGGAGAAGGCUCCGACAGCUUUGUUGUAUUGUCUGCUUGGCGAUGCCAUCGAUGAUCCGCAGUGCUAUGAGCAGGCUUGGCUGCACUCCAAGCAGACGAGUGGCAAGGCGCAAGCGUAUUGGGGCAACUUCUUCUAUCGCAGCGCCAACUAUGCGGAGGCAAUUGGUCACUACGAGACAUCGCUGGAGAUCAAUUCACUGCAGGAAGGAAUACUCUUGCGCUGUGGCUAUUGUGCCAUACAGCUGGAACGCUGGGAACUGGCUGUGAAGUGUUAUUUGGCCUACACACAUCUCGAACCGAAUGGAUUCGAGUCGUGGAAUAAUCUGGCCAAGGCGCUAAUUAAACUGGGCGACAAGCAACGUGCUCAUCGUCUGCUCGGUGAGGCGUUGAAGUGCAACUACAACAACUGGAAGGUCUGGGAGAACUAUAUGCUCGUCUCGGUGGACACCAGUCACUGGGAGGAUGCGAUGCGUGCGUAUCAACGUCUUGGCGAGCUCAAGCAACACUAUCUGGAUGAGGAGGUGCUGACUCGCAUUGUUUACGGCAUUGCCAGACAAAUGCAAUCGGAUGCAGCUUCCCAGGCAGCGGCCAAUUCAUUGCAGCGUCGCAUUGCUCAGCUGCUGGGUCAGCAGUGUGUGCAACAUGGCAACGAGCCGAUGGUCUGGGAACUGGCUGCUUUGGUGGCUGUGACGCCGGUGAAGAAAGCCGAACGUUUGGUUAAAUCAUAUCGCGCUUACACAGCUAAAGAGGUGUCCUGGGAAACGAAGUCAGCGCAUGCCAAGAAAGCGUUGGCACUCUGUCUUGAGGCUGCCGAGUUGUCGCUGGCGGCGAUCAAGGAACACGCCGUAGAUGAGAGCGAUGUGCUGAUAACAUCGCAACUGAGUUCGAGUCGUCUAGCGGCCACAUCGUGUCUGAAUGCCUUGAAACGUGCCAGUUUGGUUGAGGUGCCCAAGGAGCAGCAGGCGCAAAUGGAUGAGCUAGAGCAGCAGCUGGCGGAGGUGACCAAGAUUCUGCAGCAGCGCAUGCAGCGCACGUAA